This is a messenger RNA of Hirundo rustica (Barn swallow), 2036 nucleotides long. RefSeq names its product cytochrome P450 2J2-like. The record is from RefSeq and is a predicted model, not a curated record. Gene Ontology annotation, molecular function: heme binding; oxidoreductase activity, acting on paired donors, with incorporation or reduction of molecular oxygen, reduced flavin or flavoprotein as one donor, and incorporation of one atom of oxygen; iron ion binding. The transcript is spliced from 10 exons. Lineage: Eukaryota; Metazoa; Chordata; Aves; Passeriformes; Hirundinidae. Gene Ontology annotation, biological process: arachidonate metabolic process; xenobiotic metabolic process. The coding region runs from base 206 to 1513 and encodes 435 amino acids. Gene Ontology annotation, cellular component: cytoplasm; intracellular membrane-bounded organelle.
UUCAGGAAAAGUACCUUGAGUACAAGUGAUUCCACAUUCCAAUACUGAGGCUGGCUGUAAACAGAGAGAUGCGCUUCUCAUCAGGGAACAGUUUGAUGCAUCUCGGCUGAGAAAAGCUUGCAAGCAAUUCCCUCCUGGGCCGACUCCUCUCCCAUUGCUUGGAAACCUGGUGCACUUGAACUUCCAGUUUCAUCGGGAUCUUCUGAUGGAGCUGGCAAAAACUCACGGCAGCAUGUACACUCUGUGGUUCGGGUGGACCCCAGUGGUUAUACUGAAUGGAUUUCAAGCAGUGAAGGAUGGCAUGACCACACACCCUGAAGAUGUUUCCGGGAGGCUGGUGUCACCUUUCUUCAGAGCAUUGGCCAAAGGAAAAGGUAUUAUACUUGCGAGUGGCUCCUCCUGGAAGCAGCAGAGACGUUUUGGAAUAAUGACUCUACGCAAUUUGGGAAUGGGGAAAAAAGGCCUGGAGCAUCGAGUGCAAGAGGAGGCUUCUCACCUGGUGGAGUUUUUUGUGAACCUAAAAGGAAGUCCUGUGGAUCCUUCUUUCCCUCUUUUCCAUUCUAUUUCAAAUGUAAUUUGUGCUGUGGUUUUUGGAUAUCACUUCUCUGAUGAGGACAAAACCUUCCGUGAACUGAUCCAUGCUACAGAGAAAUUAUUCAGGUUUGCAGGCAGCUUUGUUCAUCAGUUGUAUGAAAUCCUGCCCUGGCUGCUGUGUUGCCUCCCAGGGCCACAUAAGGAGGCGUUGGCUUGCUAUGAUGUCCUGAGUUCUUUUGCAAGGAAGGAGAUCAGAAGACAUGUCGAGAGAGGGAUACCAGCUGAACCACAGGAUUUCAUUGACUUUUACCUGGCUGAGAUUGAGAAAUCUAAAGAGGGGGCCAAGCCCAAGUAUGAUGAAGAGAAUUUGGUAUAUGUCAUAAACGAUCUUUUCCUUGGUGGAUCAGAGACCUCAAGCACUACAUUGUACUGGGGACUGCUCUAUAUGGUGGCGAAUCCAGACAUCCAAGCAAAAGUGCAGAAGGAGCUGGACGUUGUUCUGGGUCCUUCCCAGUUAAUCAGUUAUGAGGAUCGGAGAAGACUGCCCUACACAAACGCUGUGGUUCAUGAGAUUCAGCGCUUCAGCAACAUCGUCUUUGUUGGCGUGCCCAGGGUGUGUGUGAGGAACACAACGCUACUGGGAUUCCCUGUCAAAAAGGGAACCAUUGUUAUACCAAAUAUAGCAUCUGUUCUUUAUGACCCUGAGCAGUGGGAAACACCUCGACAGUUCAACCCUGGCCAUUUUCUAGAUAAAGAAGGAAACUUUAUACCUCGAGAAGCUUUCUUACCAUUCUCAGCAGGGCACCGGGUGUGUUUAGGGGAGCACUUAGCGAGGACCGAACUCUUCAUUUUCUUUGCCAGCCUGCUGCGGGCGUUCACCUUCCAGCUCCCCAAGGGCGUGACAAAGAUCAACACGGAGCCCAUUUUUGGGGGCACUCUGCAGCCCCACCCCUACAGGGUUUGUGCCAUUCCACGCUAGGCUGCAGCAGCCACAGGUCAGCAUGAGACAGUCACCUUUACCUCUGUGAAUUUCCUCCCAGGCGUAUAAACCUCUUUCUGGCUAUUGAUAUCAGUCUAUCCCAGAGCUAUUCAGAAAGUGGAUGCAAGCCAAGAUCCAGACUAACAGGACUUUUUUGGUCUGGUCUUUGUGAAAGUCAUGGAUAUUCUCACAGGGAUCUUGACUGUAUUCUCCUCUCUGAGAGCACUUGAAGCCAGUGGUUCCCAGCCGAAGCCAUGUUGUAUCUCCUUGUCCUAGUCAAGCAAAAUCAUCCUCACGCUCAGUUCUGAGCAAACCUCAGGAAAAUUCAACAGAGUAUCUCAACAAGAGCCAAGCGGAUGCCAUUUCUGUGAGGGUCCUGAUGACCUCAAGUAAUCUGACUGUAGAAAGCACACUAUUAAAGCUCACUUUUGGUUUUAUUUUCCUGAACUUAGCCACUUAUUUUGUCAACAGGUCGCAAAAACAAAACAAAACCAUCACUCAAAUCCCAGGAAACACAUUAGAA